Molecule: messenger RNA, 2104 nt
Organism: Cololabis saira (Pacific saury)
Lineage: Eukaryota; Metazoa; Chordata; Actinopteri; Beloniformes; Belonidae
Gene: sfr1
Product: SWI5-dependent homologous recombination repair protein 1
Exons: 3
Coding region: 233-862 (209 amino acids)
Biological process (GO): positive regulation of DNA-templated transcription; double-strand break repair via homologous recombination
Cellular component (GO): Swi5-Sfr1 complex
Source: RefSeq, a predicted model, not a curated record
CAAGAAUGUCACUUACUUUUCCUUCACUCUCGAGUUCUGUGAAAACUGUCGACUACGUUCAAUUUAAAACGAGGGAUUGUUUCAAUGAUUUUGUACUUUGGGACAUUUGUUGAAGAAUUGACUAUAAAAAAAACCUGACUAUUGGAUUCAUUUUACAAGGCAAGUCAAACUCAGGUUAGCUGUGAUACCCGCAGCAAAAACAAGUUUACAUGAGCCAAAAUAAGUGUGAAUAAUGGAUACCACUCCCAAAGCAGUUACAUUAAAACCAGCGUACUCUACACCUUGUUAUUCAGUCGACUCAAGCCCCACCGAGUUUAAAGAGGAAAACCAUCGCCAUAAGCUAAGUGCCUCCUUGAAAGAGAGACUAAAGAGAUCUCGCCGCUCCUUCAUCUCCCCCCUGCCUGUGGCCAAACGCCUCUGUGUGGAUGAUGCAGAGACGGAUGGCCAACAGGUUUCAGCAGACUCCAAGGGGGGAAAUACUGAUCCAUCAGAUGCUGCACAGACAAUUGAUGAAAACAGGAAUGUAAGUUCAGGGAGUGAGCGGCUUCCUGGACCUGUGGCCAAACCUACACUUGUCCCUUCAGAAGAAUUAGUACAACGACUGAAGAAGGAGGUUAAAGAAAAAACAGAAACCCUGCGUCGACUUAAGAUGGUUAAAAUGUACAGGUGUAAGAAUGAUCUAGCACAGCUCCAAACUCUGAUUGACAAGUGGCGGAGUUGUGCUCAGGCUGCGUUGUAUGAGCUCCAGAUUGAUGCCCCCAUAGAUGGACGAAAGGCCGACCUGUCUGAGCUUAUGGACCUCUUCGGUCUAGAAGAUGGUAUUCUACAAUUUGACCGCACAGAAGACGACUUCACUACUUAACAUGCUUUGGAUGACAUCAGUCAUACUGCAGAAGAGCAAUCGGACUCAGAAUAUUAUGCAUUCACUCAUUGUUUUAUUUGUUGUUACCAAAGUUGUUAUUCACAGCAGAUAUGGUUCACAGUCUGUUCAUUUCUUAAGAGAAGUAUUAAUAAAACGAUUUUGGUGUUUUCUGUUGAAGAAAAGGCUUUGCUUAGUUGUCGUUCAUCUCAGGGAGUGAAGGGAAGUUCUUCAUCCUCAGACGCUCAAGUUCCGCCCAGAGGGCAGCCAGGUCCUCCUCCUGUGCCCCGGCAAGGUCCUUCAAGUUGCUCAUCUGAACAAUCUCCUGGUAACGCUCUUCUGUUUCAGCUGCUUCACUGUCUUCAGGAGCUAAACACCAACAAAUCCAUGUGACUACCUAGAAAUGGUUUGAAAUUAUCUUUGCCGAGUGCAUAUGUAAAAAUGAAAUGACUGUUUCACCUGCUGCUUCACAGAUGUGUCUCAGCUCCGCUACAGUCACCUGCAUUUCAGGAUGCUGCUGCUCUAAAGUGGCAUUCUUCCUUUCUUUUGAGUCCGCCUUUUUGUUAAUCCAUUCGAUCUUUUCCAUGCGUUGCUCCACACAUCGUUGAUUGGCCUGUAAUUGAGAUUAUACGUGUAUUUCCAUGCAAGUAUUGUCAGCAUACAUCACAGAUCUGACUGAUGACAUCACACUUUGGCAUUACUCUUCUUACCUUCUCCAUUAAAGCAAUACUUUCCUCCAAAUUUGAAACUUUGUCGGACAUGCGACUGGCAUGUUGGGCCUUGUUGUAAUGCUAAAAAGAAAUGAGAAUAGUUGACCUGUAAAAACAAAAGCUGCUGGAUAUUGUUCCAACUGGAUUUUAUGUAUUUUAUCAAAUAUCCUAACUUGUAUACCCACUCUAUUUCGGUUGAUUAAUGGUCAUGCAAAAUAUGUCGCAAAACCCCUUUUAAUAGAAGAUGGAUCAGGAUGGAUUUAUUUAUAUUCUCAUAGUUUUGAGAGUUUAAACAAUGUCAGGAAGCUGAAAGCUGCACCACACCAGAGCUACCUGAAACUUGCCAGAGGAAACUGGCAUUAUAGCAGGGAAACUUUGCUUACUCAUUUGUUAAAAAUACAGUUACACGUGACUAAUUUGGUCUGCAUUCUACUUCUUUAACCAUUUCAACUCUGACUAUCUUUUUGUAAUGUUUUAUAUCAUUAAGGGGUUAAGAGCAAAAUAAUGACAAUGAGUGUGGCUGGUGUCUGAUUAA